Limulus polyphemus (Atlantic horseshoe crab) is the source of this 2614-nucleotide messenger RNA. Its product is annotated as sphingomyelin phosphodiesterase-like. Bases 170 to 2068 code for a protein of 632 amino acids. The record is from RefSeq and is a predicted model, not a curated record. Gene Ontology annotation, molecular function: acid sphingomyelin phosphodiesterase activity. Gene Ontology annotation, cellular component: lysosome. NCBI's taxonomy places the organism in Eukaryota, Metazoa, Arthropoda, Merostomata, Xiphosura, Limulidae. The transcript has 13 exons. Gene Ontology annotation, biological process: sphingomyelin catabolic process; ceramide biosynthetic process.
UGCAGGUUUGCCAUAACGUGCUCCACUUCGGCCCGGGUCUCUUAUUACGGCUUAGUUGAAAUAACAUGUUGAUCAUGCAUCUCGAUUCAUAGCUAGCUGGUGCAAUAGUGCUUCGUUUCAACACAACAGGGAUUCUCAGGCUAUACAGCACACAAAAUUUAGAUUCAUCAUGAUCUGUUUGCAAGGUUCUGUUACAUCAUGGACUCUUUCUUUUUUUCUACUAUAUCUGAGUAUUUCUGCAAAUUCUGGGACUUACUUGCUUCAGAGUGUAUUUACUGAGUAUCAGUCAUCAUUUCCCAUGAUAGAGAAAGCUGCAUCUCAGAAGAAGAAUGAAGAUCAGUAUAUGCAGGAAACAGCAAAGCCAGACACGAGCCAGACUUCCAAUCUUGGUGGAGGAGCAUUUUUCACCAAUAUUCUUUCUCAUGUUUUUAGUCUAUUAAACAUUAAAGAGGUAAUGGACAGUAUCAAACUUGGGAAAACUUCUCCUGCAGCUUGUUUUGUCUGUAAGUUUGGGGUUUCUAUGUUGCAUCACUUGAUGGCUCAAGGCAGAAGUAGCGAAGAGCUUUCAACACUGGCAUUAAGUAUUUGUAAAACACUGAAACUGGAAAGUGAAAGAGUAUGUUAUGGAGUGGUUGAAAUUUUCAAAGAUGAUAUGCUGUAUGUAUUUCAGAAUACUGAUCUAAGCCCUCAUGAAGUAUGUGGUGUGAUGCUUGGUUAUACCUGUUCUCCAGUUCAUCACAUAGACCACAACUGGACAUUGCCUUUGACCCCUAAGACCAAACCUCCUUUGAAAUCAAAAGUCAUGCCUAAGCCUUUAGCACCCGUGGUCCAUGUCCUCCAUCUCUCUGAUUCUCAUUUUGAUCCAUACUAUAAGGAAGGUAGCAAUGCUGAAUGUGGGGAACCGUUGUGCUGUAGAAUCACUAAUGAACCGGCAAGCCAUCCAAGCAAAGCUGCAGGAAAAUGGGGAGACUACAGAAACUGUGAUAUGCCAUUAAGAACAUUAGAGAGCAUGCUUAAACACGUAACUGAUAACCACAAAAUUGAUUAUGUUAUCUGGACAGGGGAUAUUCCUCCUCAUGACAUAUGGAAAUCAACUCAGUCAGAACAGAUAUAUAUCUUACGAUCUGUGACUCAGUUGAUGCGUAAAUACCUUAAAAAAGUUCCAAUUUUUCCUGCUCUUGGAAACCAUGAAAGUGCUCCUGUUGACAGUUUUCCACUCCCUGAGCAAAGUGGCCAUCAUUCUAUCUCUUGGCUCUAUGAUGAAUUAGCUAAAUUGUGGUCACCAUGGCUUCCUAAAGAUGCUAGAAAUACUAUUGAAAAGUUUACAAUUAGACCCAAGAAUCCACUUAGUAAAACAACAUUGAUUUAUCCAAAAGUUUCAAUUCUUAAAGAAUGGUGGCUUUUAUUAAACUCUACUGACCCAGCAGAAGAGUUACAAUGGUUGAUUCAAGAACUACAGACUGCAGAACUGCAGGGAGAAAAGGUUCACAUCAUUGGACACAUUCCACCUGGGUCUGGAAACUGUAUUCAAGUAUGGAGUCACAACUAUUAUCGCAUCAUUAAUCGGUUUGAAAACACUGUGGUAGCUCAGUUUUUUGGUCACACUCACAAUGAUGAAUUUGAAGUGUUUUAUGAUGAAAAAACACUGGAUCGACCCACAAAUAUUGCAUACAUUGGACCUAGCGUAACAACAUAUGGUGGUGGUAAUCCUGCCUACAGAAUAUACACUGUGGAUGGAAACUAUCCCAGAAGCUCAAGGGCUGUGUUAGACCAUGAAACAUACUACCUAAAUAUAACUGAAGUAAACUUGACUGACAGACCAAUGUGGGAGAAGAUGUAUUCUGCAAAACAAGCCUUCAGAAUGAAAGCACUUUUCCCAUCAGACUGGGAUGACUUGAUCCAGCGCUUUGAAGUAAAUGAUGCUCUUUUCCAGAAGUUUUAUAGAUACUUCAACAAACUGAGUGACUUCUACAACAAGCCAUGUGUUGGUGCAUGUAAAGCAGAGAUACUGUGCAACCUCAGGUCUGGGAGGUCCCAUGACCCUGCAUUAUGUAAAAGAACUAUAUGAAAAGUGUGUACUCUAAGGUGCUGAAGCAGAUCUCACUUUCUUGGACAAAGCUAGAACUAAGCUUACAUGCUUAGAAAUCUAAGCUAUGUUUAAUAUAUUUAAUAAAUGCCAGACUAUUUAUAUUUAUAAUAUUAACAAUGAUGUGUACCGAGUACUUGAAAAAAAUUUUCAAGAAUGAGUUGAGUUUUUAUUUUCUUAUUAAGUUAUAAAAAAAUGUAAACUAUUUAUUAAUAAAACAGUCAUAUCAGAGAAACUGUAAGACUCAUCCCUCUCGACUACCGUACCUGUGAGAUUUGGCUUGGUUAUGUUGUAUGGCUUACUGGAAGGUUUUAAGAUGUAUAUUAUUAAGAAUUAGAAACUUUAGAAGUAGUUCAAUAAGUAUUAAUGGAUUUAAAACGUUUUAACUAAUUUUGUUUUAAUUUGGUUCAGGUUAUAUAUUAAGAUAUUUAUUUUUUAUUAUCUAAAUUGUUGAAUUAAAGACCUAUCUGUCUUAUUCUUUAUUUCACACACAUAAUAUUAUUUGGUUUAGAUAUUAAUCCUUGAUAA